AUGGCAAUGUGGGUUGAGCUUUCUAGAGAUUCUGAUGAGGCACUUAUCACGGGAGGUAAAAACUAUUGCGGUUCUCUCCUCUCAAGGAGUGAACGUGAUGGACUUGCAGUUGUUAGAAAUCCAAAGAGGCCUAUCGGCGCUUGGAUACAUUACUAUAAUGAUCAAUUAGCCAUGAUGAAAGAGAAGGAUAAAGGAGUCAAGAUAAAUGAUGAUUUGUAUAAUACUUGUAUCAAAUUAUCCCUCAUUGAUGUUGAAUUUAUUAUGGGAUUGAGGGCAAGAGGGUUCAAGAUUGGCAUGAACAAAGAUGUUGGUCAUAAGAAUGAUUUAUGUAAAAAAUAUUGUGAUAAAAAAGGGCGAUUGCCAUUAGUGAUGUUAGAAAAUCAAAUUAGGGAGGAUAAAGAGGGAGGAAACGAUUUUAAAGUUCGUUUUGUAUUAUUUGUGUUGGGUGCAUUAUUGUGCCCAACAAUGAAGCUUUUUGUGAAUCGCUCUUUCUUACAUCUUGUGGAAGACAUCGAUUCAAUAAAGAAGAUGAAUUGGGCAGAAUUUGUGUUGUCCUAUCUUGUGCACGGGAUUGAAGAGUUUAAGAAGAAACAACAAAGUGGGGUUUGCGGUUGCUUAUUGUUUUUAAUGUUAUUCUACCACGAGCAUAUAUCCUUUGAAGAGAAAUUCCUACCGCUAUAUACUCGACAUUCUCCUCGGAUUACUGCUUGGGGAGAUGAUGAAGUAUUGGACAGGAAACGAAGAUUGAAAAAACUUGGUGGAUAUGCAAAUGAGGAUCUCAAAAUAUGGGUGAUAGAAAAUGAGAUAAGGGAUUGUGUUGAUGGAAAUGCAACGACAAUGGCGAGUGAGAAUGAGGACGAUGAGAAAUUUGUAUCCAAUCUAAACAAAGAUGUUAUUAAACGAGUUGAUGGUGGGAAGUUAAUGGAGAUGGAUAAAACCUUUCAACAAUUAAAGACACAUAUACUUGAUAUGGCUUAUGGUGCAAGUAGUAGUAGUUGUGAUAAAAUUUUGGCUAAAUUUGAGGAGAAUUAUACUCAAGUGAAAGGUCUCUUCCUUAGGUCAAGCGGAAAACCUUUGAGAAUGCACGAGGAAGGAACGAAGAAUGACAUCCUCUCAUGCGAGAGAAGUUUGGAAGAUACGAACAAUAUGAAUGUGAAUGAACAUUAUCUUCACACUUUGUCAAAUGACAAGUUAUGCACCGAGGACUUGAAUGAAAAGAAUGAAGAUGCAUGUGCUACAUCAAUUGAAGUGCAUAUCAUUCCAGACGAAAAUGAAAAUAUCUUACCACUUCCAAUCAAAAGGAGUACAAGAGAUUAUGGAAAGGAACCAUUACGAGCACUAUGUGGUUAUCCUAAUCAUGUCAUGAAAACACGUUCAUCAAGGGAGAGGAAACCAAGUAAAUUCAAGGUCUCCCCGUUUGUACAGAAAUCAAGGAAGAUGGUAAAACGUGAAGCAUCAGAGUCAAUCCCCAUGUCCAUUCGUGAAGACGUGGUGGAUACUCAAUCAUUCAAUGUACUUCAAUCUCUUGUCGCUGAUUAUGUUUUCAAUAAAGCGUUGUCAAAAAGGUUUGUCGCGUCUAGAACAUUCAUAGAUGUGUUGUUACAAUUUUUGCCUUCAUAUGCUUCCAAUUUACUGAAGUUUGGUUGA
Messenger RNA from Vitis vinifera (wine grape), 1647 nucleotides. RefSeq lists its product as uncharacterized. The transcript has 9 exons. The record is from RefSeq and is a predicted model, not a curated record. Lineage: Eukaryota; Viridiplantae; Streptophyta; Magnoliopsida; Vitales; Vitaceae. The coding region runs from base 1 to 1647 and encodes 548 amino acids.